Molecule: messenger RNA, 5792 nt
Organism: Lynx canadensis (Canada lynx)
Lineage: Eukaryota; Metazoa; Chordata; Mammalia; Carnivora; Felidae
Gene: CPS1
Product: carbamoyl-phosphate synthase 1
Biological process (GO): 'de novo' pyrimidine nucleobase biosynthetic process; L-arginine biosynthetic process; L-glutamine metabolic process
Cellular component (GO): carbamoyl-phosphate synthase complex; cytoplasm
Molecular function (GO): carbamoyl-phosphate synthase (glutamine-hydrolyzing) activity; ATP binding; metal ion binding
Source: RefSeq, a predicted model, not a curated record
AAGGAUUGCCGUGCAGUCAGCCUUAAACACCAGACUGCACCCCCCAUCUUUCUUUCGCAUUAAUUAAAAAAAAUCUUCUAACAAAAUUCUCAUAAAUAUAGGUAAUUUUAUUUAAUUUUAGUCACAAAUCAACAUCUUCAAAAUGACGAGGAUUUUGACAGCUUGCAAAGUGGUGAAGACCCUGAAGACUGGUUUUGGCUUUACCAAUGCGCCUGCGCACCAUCAAUGGAAAUUUUCAAGAGCUGGCAUCAGGCUCCUUUCUGUCAAGGCACAGACAGCACACAUUGUCCUGGAAGAUGGAACAAAGAUGAAAGGCUACUCCUUUGGCCAUCCAUCCUCUGUUGCUGGUGAAGUGGUUUUUAAUACUGGCCUAGCAGGGUACCCAGAAGCACUUACUGACCCUGCCUACAAGGACAGAUUCUCACCAUGUGCCAAUCCCAUUAUUGGGAAUGGUGGAGCCCCUGACACUACUGCCCUGGAUGCUGGACUCAGCAAAUAUUUGGAGUCUGAUGGAAUUAGAUUAUUGACAAAUUCCAUGGAGAAAGGUACCAGGGUGCUGAGAAGUCGGGGACAGGAGUUAGCAACUGGGCUAAGACUUUUCUUCAACAUGGUUGCAGGUUUGCUGGUUCUGAACUAUAGCAAUGACUACCACCACUGGCUGGCUAACAAGAGUCUUGGGCAGUGGCUACAAGAAGAAAAGGUCCCUGCAAUUUAUGGAGUGGAUACAAGAAUGCUGACUAAAAUAAUUCGGGAUAAGGGUACCAUGCUCGGGAAGAUUGAAUUUGAAGGUCAGUCUGUGGAUUUCGUGGAUCCAAAUAAGCAGAAUUUGAUCGCUGAGGUUUCAACCAAGGAUGUCAAGGUGUAUGGCAAAGGAAACCCCACAAAAGUGGUAGCUGUAGACUGUGGCAUUAAAAACAAUGUAAUUCGCCUUCUAGUAAAGCGAGGAGCAGAAGUGCAUUUAGUUCCCUGGAAUCAUGAUUUCACCAGCAUGGAGUAUGAUGGGCUUUUAAUUGCCGGAGGACCUGGGAACCCAGCUCUUGCACAACCACUAAUUCAGAAUGUCAAAAAGGUUUUGGAGAGUGAUCGUAAGGAGCCAUUGUUUGGAAUCAGUAGAAAUUUAAUAACAGGAUUGGCUGCUGGUGAAACCUACAAGAUGUCCAUGGCCAACAGAGGGCAGAAUCAGCCUGUUUUGAAUAUCACAAACAGACAGGCUUUCAUUACUGCUCAGAAUCAUGGCUAUGCCCUGGACAACACCCUUCCUGCUGGCUGGAAACCACUUUUUGUGAAUGUCAACGAUCAAACCAAUGAGGGGAUUAUGCAUGAAAGCAAACCCUUUGGUGUGCAAUUCCACCCAGAGGUCAGCCCAGGCCCAACAGACACUGAGUACCUGUUUGAUUCUUUUUUCUCACUGAUAAAAAAAGGGAAAGGUACCACAAUCACAUCGGUUCUGCCAAAGCCAGCACUGGUUGCCUCUCGAGUGGAGGUCAGUCUCCAAAGUCCUAUCCUAGGAUCAGGAGGUCUAUCCAUUGGUCAGGCAGGUGAAUUUGACUACUCAGGAUCACAAGCCGUAAAAGCCAUGAAGGAAGAAAAUGUCAAAACUGUCUUGAUGAACCCAAACAUUGCAUCGGUGCAGACCAACGAGGUGGGCUUAAAGCAAGCAGAUACUGUCUACUUUCUCCCCAUCACCCCUCAGUUUGUCACAGAGGUCAUCAAGGCGGAGCGGCCAGAUGGGUUAAUUCUAGGCAUGGGUGGCCAGACAGCUCUGAACUGUGGAGUGGAACUAUUCAAGAGAGGUGUACUCAAGGAGUAUGGCGUGAAAGUCCUGGGGACCUCGGUUGAAUCCAUUAUGGCCACAGAAGACAGGCAGCUGUUCUCGGACAAACUAAAUGAAAUUAAUGAAAAGAUUGCUCCAAGCUUUGCGGUGGAAUCGAUUGAGGAUGCCCUGAAAGCAGCAGACACCAUCGGCUAUCCAGUGAUGAUCCGUUCUGCCUAUGCUCUGGGUGGGUUAGGCUCAGGCAUCUGUCCUAAUAAGGAGACAUUACUGGACCUCAGCACAAAGGCCUUUGCUAUGACCAACCAGAUUCUGGUGGAGAGGUCAGUGACAGGUUGGAAAGAAAUAGAAUAUGAAGUGGUCCGAGACGCCGAUGACAAUUGUGUCACUGUCUGUAACAUGGAAAAUGUUGAUGCCAUGGGUGUUCAUACAGGUGAUUCGGUUGUCGUAGCCCCUGCCCAGACCCUCUCCAAUGCAGAGUUUCAGAUGUUGAGACGUACUUCAAUCAAUGUUGUUCGCCACCUGGGCAUUGUGGGUGAAUGCAACAUUCAAUUUGCCCUUCAUCCUACCUCAAUGGAAUACUGCAUCAUUGAAGUGAAUGCCAGACUGUCUCGAAGCUCUGCCCUGGCCUCAAAGGCCACUGGCUACCCGUUGGCAUUCAUUGCUGCAAAGAUUGCCCUAGGAAUCCCACUUCCAGAAAUCAAGAAUGUUGUAUCGGGGAAGACAUCAGCCUGCUUUGAACCUAGCUUGGAUUACAUGGUUACCAAGAUUCCUCGCUGGGAUCUUGAUCGUUUUCAUGGAACAUCUAGCCGAAUUGGUAGCUCUAUGAAAAGUGUAGGAGAGGUCAUGGCUAUUGGUCGCACCUUUGAGGAGAGUUUCCAGAAGGCCUUACGAAUGUGCCACCCGUCAAUAGAUGGGUUCACUUCCCGUCUCCCAAUGAACAAAGAAUGGCCAUCCAACAUAGAUCUCAGAAGAGAGCUGGCUGACCCAUCCAGCACCCGCAUCUAUGCCAUUGCCAAGGCCUUGGAAGACAACAUGUCCCUUGAUGAGAUCAUGAAGCUCACAUCCAUUGACAAGUGGUUUUUGUAUAAGAUGCGUGACAUUUUAAACAUGGAAAAGACACUGAAAGGGCUCAACAGUGAGUCCAUUACAGAAGAAACCCUGAAAAAGGCAAAGGAGAUUGGGUUCUCAGACAAGCAGAUUUCAAAAUGCCUCGGGCUGACUGAGGCCCAGACAAGGGAGCUGAGGCUAAAGAAAAACAUCCACCCUUGGGUUAAACAGAUUGAUACACUGGCUGCAGAAUACCCAUCAGUAACAAACUACCUCUAUGUUACCUACAAUGGUCAGGAGCAUGAUAUCAAUUUCGAUGACCAUGGAAUGAUGGUGUUAGGCUGUGGUCCAUAUCAUAUUGGCAGCAGUGUGGAAUUUGAUUGGUGUGCUGUCUCCAGCAUCCGCACACUGCGUCAACUUGGCAAGAAGACAGUAGUGGUGAAUUGCAACCCUGAGACCGUGAGCACAGACUUUGAUGAGUGUGACAAACUGUACUUUGAAGAGUUAUCUUUGGAGAGAAUCCUAGAUAUCUACCAUCAGGAGGCAUGCGGGGGCUGCAUCAUAUCAGUUGGGGGUCAGAUUCCAAACAACCUGGCAGUCCCUCUAUACAAGAAUGGUGUCAAGAUCAUGGGCACGAGCCCUCUGCAGAUAGACAGGGCCGAGGAUCGCUCUAUCUUCUCAGCUGUCUUGGAUGAGCUGAAGGUGGCUCAGGCACCCUGGAAAGCUGUGAACACUUUGAACGAGGCACUGGAAUUUGCGAAGUCUGUGGGCUACCCCUGUUUGUUGAGACCUUCCUAUGUUUUGAGUGGGUCAGCCAUGAACGUGGUAUUCUCUGAGGAUGAGAUGAAAAAAUUCCUGGAGGAGGCCACUAGAGUCUCACAGGAACACCCAGUGGUGCUGACAAAGUUUAUCGAGGGGGCCCGGGAAGUAGAAAUGGACGCUGUUGGCAAAGAUGGAAGAGUUAUCUCCCAUGCCAUUUCUGAACAUGUGGAAGAUGCAGGUGUACACUCAGGAGAUGCCACUCUGAUGCUGCCCACACAAACCAUCAGCCAAGGAGCCAUUGAAAAGGUGAAGGAUGCUACCCGAAAGAUUGCAAAGGCCUUUGCCAUCUCUGGUCCAUUCAACGUCCAGUUUCUUGUCAAAGGAAAUGACGUCUUGGUGAUUGAGUGUAACCUGAGAGCUUCUCGAUCCUUCCCCUUUGUUUCCAAAACACUGGGGGUAGACUUCAUUGAUGUGGCCACCAAGGUGAUGAUUGAAGAGAACAUUGACGAGAAACCUCUUCCAACAUUGGACCAUCCCAUAAUUCCUGCUGACUAUGUUGCAAUUAAGGCUCCAAUGUUUUCUUGGCCCCGUUUGAGGGAUGCUGACCCCAUUCUGCGAUGUGAGAUGGCUUCCACUGGAGAGGUGGCUUGCUUUGGUGAAGGCAUUCAUACAGCUUUCCUAAAGGCAAUGCUUUCCACAGGCUUUAAGAUACCCCAGAAAGGCAUCCUGAUUGGAAUCCAGCAAUCAUUCCGUCCCAAAUUCCUUGGUGUGGCUGAACAAUUGCACAACGAAGGCUUCAAGCUCUUUGCCACGGAAGCGACGUCGGACUGGCUCAAUGCCAACAAUGUCCCUGCCACCCCAGUGGCAUGGCCGUCUCAGGAAGGACAGAAUCCCAGCCUCUCUUCCAUCAGAAAACUGAUUAGAGAUGGCAGCAUUGACCUGGUGAUUAACCUCCCCAAUAAUAACACUAAGUUUGUCCAUGAUAAUUAUGUGAUUCGGAGGACAGCUGUUGACAGUGGUAUUGCUCUCCUCACUAAUUUCCAGGUGACCAAACUUUUUGCUGAAGCUGUGCAGAAAUCUCGCAACGUGGACUCCAAGAGUCUUUUCCACUACAGGCAGUACAGUGCUGGGAAAAUGGUGUAGAGAAAUAGACACCCAGCUCCCUCUGAAAUCAACCCAAGCCACACUGUAUCUAAAGGAACUGAUUCCCAACUGUCUUCCACAGAGACAAUACUGAUACUAAACUAUUUGAGUUCACUUGGUUAUGCCUUAAUGUUCUUUUCUUUCACGAUUAAAUUGUCGUCAGUCACUUUUUACAAACCUUACUUAAACUCCUUCCUAAAGAACUUGUUCUUCAUGAGAAUUCAUCUAUUUUCUAAUGCCUUACUUUUGGUGGGCUACACUUAACCUACGUGCUUAUUUGCAGCUAACAUUUUAUGGUGCUGAUUAACAAUGAUCAAGGUAGAAAAAGUUGCUGCUCUAUCUUCUGAACUAUUACUAUAUGCACUUUCAAGACUCUAUUGUCAUUGCUUCUAAAUAGCAUCUGCCACCCUCAGGACAUUUUUAACAAGGCAGAAUACUAUAACAAUUUCUGAACAUGAAAUAUGGAUUUAAUGUACGAAUCCCUUCAUCCUGAUGUUUGUGUAAUGUACCUUUUUGAAAAUUAUUCUCAAUUAUCUGGCUCAUCCAGGAGCAUCAUUAUCCCUUUUUACAGUACUGAAUUUGAGAAGUGACAGAGGUCUUUAAAGUAUGGAUUUCCUUAAAAGACACUGGUUUACAGUUUUGUGUUUUGGAGUAUGUCAGCGGAUGGAGUAUCUCAGCAGAUACAGCUGAGGUGGUUUUUGUUCUUGUCUUCCUUUGGAUUUUAACCUGAGCCAAGUGAAAUCUUCAGAUUGAUGCCAUGUCUCCCCACCUCCUCUCCCCUGCCAACUUUGGAAUAACUUGGAAGUUCCAUUCAGUUCCAUUCAGUUCCAUUCAGAUUAUGGUCAUUUCCAUUAGGUCAGUUCCAUUCAGAUUAUGGAUUUCUGUUGAUCUACUGAACCUUAGACUGCGCUAUGAAUUCCACACAUUUCAAGCAUAAGAUCCCCAUUCCUUCUGCAUACAAGAAAAAUCCUGCCUGCAGGGCAACCUAUGUCACUUUUAAACUUUUUUUGUGUUAUUACAAGUGCUCUAAUUGUAAACUUUUAAAUAAAAUGCUAUUAAGAGGCAA